This is a messenger RNA of Magnolia sinica, 2142 nucleotides long. RefSeq lists its product as uncharacterized. Bases 1083 to 1757 code for a protein of 224 amino acids. NCBI's taxonomy places the organism in Eukaryota, Viridiplantae, Streptophyta, Magnoliopsida, Magnoliales, Magnoliaceae. The record is from RefSeq and is a predicted model, not a curated record. The transcript has 6 exons.
GAGAGAGAGCAUUUCGAUGGAUCAAAGCACUGGUUUUCAUCUCUCUCUGUCUCUGCAUUCGCUUUUACUUCUUUGAAAAUUUCGAGUGUAAGAAGGAGAGAAACUCGAGAUUGAAACGUCGAUUUUCUCUGUUCUUGAAAAUCUGAGCCUUGCAUUUGGACCAAAACUCACCGAUCUUAGAGCUUUUCUGAAAGAAUUCACUGGAAGAGAAGAUACUGCUCUUGAUUUCUGAGAUUUUCUCCGUUUCUUGUAACUUUCGUGAUUAUUUCAGGGAUUGCUGGAAGGAGAGAGAUUCGCUCUUGAUUUUUGACGAUUGUCAAAGAAUUUCUGUCUUUUGCGAGAAAGAGGAUUGGAUUUGUGAUUUUGAGAGAUCAAGGUCUUUUUAUUUUCUUCUUCUGGAAAUGAUCAUUGAUACUUCAAAUGCCGCGUCAGAUGGGAUAUCUGUUCUUGUUUCCGGUAUCACAGAGUCGUCGGACUGAAAAGAGGGGUAUUUUUCAUCAAAUUACGGGUUUUUAAGAGAAUUUCCGAGUUUAGUUUUUUUCCUGGGGAAAAUGGCGAAUCUGAGUGUUCAAGGUUUGAAAUCCUAAUCUAAAUGAUUGGGAAAGGAAUUACAUUUUAGAUCGAGCACUGAUUUUUAUCUUUCUUUCUUGCAUUUCUUAAAGAUCGGUGAAGCUUUUAUGCAUGGAGUCUAAGACAAAAUUUGAAAAAUCUCCGAAGAAUUUCCCCGAUUUUCGUCCCAAAUCGAAGCUCUUCUGAUCUUUCCUUGUUGCUGGAGAUAGAAAAUUCAUCUUUUUGGGAAUUCCAGGUAAUCAGAAUUUCAGAGACACAUUCAAUCCAGAUCGCAAUCUCUCUCCGUCUCUUACCUUUUUCGUGUUUUGCAGAGCCAAAAGAAAACGCAUUCUUGCCGGAGACAUCAAUUUCUGGUUGAAAUAGUCAGAUACUGGCAAGUUUUAAUGCCGGCAGAGCCGCUGGAGAGCGAAUCCGGCCGUUUGUGACCUCAGAUUCCCAUCCUGCUGAACGGAUUAUCCUUUCCAGGGGUUAGAUUUUUCUGAUAUAUUUUUAAGAAGAAAGAGAGAAGAAGGAUGGAAAGGGGAGAUGUGAGGAAUCAUCUGCAGCAGCAGCAAGGAGGAGUUGGGGGUUGUAGAGCGCACCCGGAGCAGGAUUUCCUGUUGCAGUGGGGGAAUCGGAAGCGAUUGCGCUGUGUCAAAAUCCAGGUGAAAGACGACGCCACCGAGAAGACUACGGUUCGAGUCGACCGACGCGUCGUCAGACCCGACAAGGAACCCAACCUCCUGCCCCGUCGACCUUCGCAUCAUCGCAUACUCAGGAGUUCGGAAGCUAUGAAAGGGCAAAAUAAUGGAGUCCGUACGUCUUAUUCCCCAGAGAGACGAGGGGGGUGCGAGGGGGAGGUGAAGGGGAAUGGGGCGCACGAUACGGCGCAGGAUAAGAAGGGGGGUUGUGGGGGAGGUUCAUCUUCGUCGUCAGGGGGAGACGCGACGGUGUGGCCCAAGUUCACGAUCGGGCUAACGAACAAGGAAAAGGAGGAAGAUUUCAUGGCCAUAAAGGGCUCCAAGCUCCCUCAAAGGCCCAAGAAAAGAGCCAAAUUCAUUCAAAGGACCCUCAACCUGGUCAGCCCUGGGUUGUGGCUAUGCGAUCUGAGCCUAGAACGCUACGAGGUCCGGGAGAAGAAGAUCUGCAAGAAGAGACCAAGGGGAUUGAAGGCAAUGGGUAGUAUGGAAAGUGACUCGGAAGAAUAGAGAUGAAACAAGCUGGGAGAGGCCUUUCAGUGAGAAAUGAAAGGAGGGGGUUUCCCUUUCUUGUUCUAGAGUCUUUGAAGUUUUAUUUAAACAGAGGGCGCAUGUCUUCCCUAUCGAAGAGAUGGAGAGGGAGACUGGAUGGCUGCCUGUGCGGAUGUAAGCUCGUGAUAAAAGAAAAUUAGGGAGGAGAUGAAUGAGAAAUGAAGCUGUUUGCUUCCAUGGUCUCGGCAUGAUAACAGGCCUCGUUGUACAUGUGCUGACACGACACAUUAGCAAGAUCUAGGCCAUUUAUCAGCUGUGGAUGGCCCUGAACUUAGUCUGAUCUAAAAAGAGAGUGGUCUGUUCUAAAUUUCUAAUCAUUAGUUGGGUGAUGCUUGUGCAAGAA